This is a messenger RNA of Penicillium bovifimosum, 1740 nucleotides long. Its product is annotated as retromer subunit VPS17. Gene Ontology annotation, molecular function: phosphatidylinositol-3-phosphate binding. The record is from RefSeq and is a predicted model, not a curated record. The transcript is spliced from 3 exons. NCBI's taxonomy places the organism in Eukaryota, Fungi, Ascomycota, Eurotiomycetes, Eurotiales, Aspergillaceae. The coding region runs from base 1 to 1740 and encodes 579 amino acids. Gene Ontology annotation, cellular component: retromer complex; endosome; retromer, tubulation complex. Gene Ontology annotation, biological process: intracellular protein transport; retrograde transport, endosome to Golgi.
AUGGACUACUCUGCGAUUUCCAAUGACCCAGAGCUACCCACAGGUUCCUCACCCUGGGGCUCACCGCGUGUCGAGCGAGGGUUCCCCACUUCCAACAAUGACAUCCCGUCAUCACCUCUGCCAGGCCAGGCGCAAUCGGCGCAGGACUUGAGUGGAGGCGGCAAUGGAGAGCCCCAAUCUCCAAAUCUCUCUGCACAGUUGCAAAGCGCACAAUUGGGGAACCCGGACUAUCCCGAAGAGCAUCCUCCAUUCGGCGCGCCCCAUACCCCAGACACCCAGAAACAGCAGUCUGCUACCCCCGCAGAACAUCAGACGGGCGCACGACAAACCUCGCGACCCCCAGCUCCCAUCUAUAAGAUUCAAGCGAAGAUCACCGGUCUGGAGAGGACAGGGAAAAAGGACCCAAUCCUGUGUUUCGAUGUUCACACCAAUAUCCCCAAGUUCCGUACGACCCAAUACCGAGAUGUGCGCCGCACCCAUUCAGAAUUUGUCAAGCUUGCAGAUCACCUGGUCUCCGCCAAUCCAGAAGCCCUGGUCCCCGCCGUGCCGUCCCCGGUGACACCGGCUGGUGCAGGCACCGAGGAGGAUGAGAUUCGAAUUAAGUCGGCAAUGCAGAGAUGGCUUAACGUCGUGCUGAGUAACGAGGUCCUCAUUCAAGACGAUGAAGUUGUGUUGUUUGUGGAGAGCGACUUCGGCUAUAGUCCCGUCUUACGACUGAAGCAGCCAGCGACGGGUGUGCGGCGAAAGAUGCUGAAGCAGUUUGCACCGCCGCCUGAUGACACACCUGAAUUACAAGCUGCGCGUCCAGCUGCCAAGAUGUUUUACUUGGGUUCAAUGGAUUCGAGUCACAAGGUCGACCGAGUGGUCAAGGCCCGCCGUGGCCUUGGAUUGGCGGAAGCUGAUUUCGGCGUGAAGCUUGGGCAGAUGCACGUGCAAGAGACCCAUCCCGGCUUGGGCGCGGCUUAUCGUAAACUUGGCAAGGUCAUUCAGACUGUGGGCGAUUAUCAUGCAGUCCAGGCCACUGCAGAAGCUACUACACUCGGCGAGCCGUUGAGCUACCACUCCUCGGAUGCCUUCAUUGUGAAGGAGACUCUGACCAACCGACACAUUCUGCUCCGCGAUCUGAUCCAGGCCCAACAAACCGCUCGAAGUAAACAUGCCGCGGCGGAACGCUUGAAGGUCAGCUCAUCCGUGCGCCGGGAUAAGGUAGAUGAGGCGAUCAACGCGCUUGAAGAGGCGCAGAACCAUGAAGACUACUUGACCAAACGAACCCAGCGAGUCACGUCGAACCUCCUCCAGGAGAAGCGCCGCUGGUUUGACCGGACCACCCAGGAUCUUCUGUUUAGCCUUCGUGAAUACACUCUCCGCCAGAUUGAAGCAGAGCGUCGCACUCUUGCCACCUUGGAGAGUGUCCGACCUGACAUUCGUGCCAUUGAUGCUUCCGGUGGUCUAAGCCGGCUGGGUCGCGAAGCCCAUCCUGCAACACGCCGUCCGAACAUGACUUCGAGCCAGGGUCCCAAGGGUGAUUCAUGGAGCGGCGUUCCUCGCCGCACUGACAAUGCUGGACGCAGCAUGAGUGGCAGCUUCACUACUCCCUCGAUACCCGAUGAUGAUGACGAGGCGGUCUCUGGGAAAGGGCGCAACAGAGCUUCCAGCCAGGUUGGGUCGAUUGCGGAGGAAGAUGACGACCGUCUCGAUGCGCGUAAUGCAGCCAGCCGGCUGGCCACCAGCACUUUCUGA